UCGGCUAAUGGAUGCCGCUCGCGCAGUGACCGCCGGGGUUCACGUCCGCAGGCGCGGCCUGUCCGGUUGUGACGGCGAAGGAGCAACGGCUUCCCAGCCCGUCUUUGGCCACGUUUGUUUUCGUCUCCGCCGCUCCGGCGAAAGCCACCCGAGCGGCGAGGAGGGAUGAACUUGAACGGCGCUUCCUUCCUGGCGAGGUGAUGAUGCUGUCCCAGGCCGUUUACACGGGAGCGUCACGUGACCGCCUAUAUGCUUAUGUUUGUGUGCGCCGGUGUGCUUUUCUAUAAAGGGGCAAGUCGGAUGCCCAUUGCGCGCAGGCUAACGCGAGCGCCGGCAGAGGCUUCUUCUCACGAGCAGGACACCCAGUGCGCGUCGCGGCGGAGCCGCGCACCAUGAAGCCUGUUCUAGUACUGGCGACUGUCCUCGCAUUCGCGAGCGGAGGUUCAGUGAGCCAGCAAAGGGUUGCAACGCGUACCGGCACAAGUACGCACUUCAAGACACAGGACAGCCAAGGAAACUACAGAUUCGGCUACGACGUAGUUCAUUCUUCGGGCAGCAGCUUUCACAAAGAGGAGAGCUCCAAUGGAGUCAAAGUGGGGUCGUACGGGCUGCGAGACAUUGAUGGCCGCGUCCGCGUCGUCAACUACGUGGCGGAUGCGCAAGGAUUCCGCGCCGACGUGCGGACCAACGAGCCGGGGGUGGAACCCAUGAAGGACCCCGCCGGCGCCACCAUAAGCGGCCCGCCGCCGGUCGCUGCUCUGCCGGACUUGACGGCAGGCGAGCCCUCCGGCGAGGACGAAGAGGCUGUGGCUACAGUGACCGCAGAACCCCCGGCCGAGCUACCUGCAGAAGGCACCGCGGAUGUGCCUGCGGCGCCCACGUUGUCGACGAGUUCCACCUCGGGUCGUUCGACGGUGGUGCCUCCAGUGAGCGUCGAGCCCGACGUUAUCCAAAAUCAGCCUGGUGCAGCCAAAGACGCGGACACGUCUGUGAGUGUCCAUGCGGGAGGCGACGUUGCCCCGCCCGAAGUUUUGACCGAUGCGGAUGAGGUUAGCGCGAAGCCGCCUGCUCGUCGCCGCACUAAGCCCAGGCCUCCCGUGUUCCCGCCGUCUCCGGCGCCCCGACCCGUGCCCUCGGAGUCCCCUCCGUCCGUGCCAUUGGCUGCUCCGGCAGCUAAGGAGAUCGGCGGGGUAUCUUCCGGUCCAUCUCCAAAAAGGCCCGGGGCCCCUCCGAGGCGCAAAGUCAGUAUGCCCAGGUACCCGUUCUACGUGGACGCAGCAGACGUGCACAUCGUCGGGCCCGCCUUUCACCCGGCACCGGCAGUGCCUUUCCACCGAAGGCCCGGAGGCUUCCAGGUGGCCGCUUUUCACGGGGGAUUCCCGUUCAAGGUGGCGAGGCACCCGCCUUUCUCGCCGGCCGCGUUCGGGUACUUUCCCGCCGGUGUGCCCCAACUGUCCUUCGCCCCAAGCCACCCGGAUGGUGCCUUCCACCCGGCAUUCUACGCGAACCCAGCGUUAGCGUCCGCCUUCUUCCACUCUGCGCAGCUGAGCCACGCGGGUUUUCCCUUCGGCCAGCUCAAGUGGCCCUACCACGCACCCUUCCUGCCGCCAGUGGUGGCGUUCCCCUUCUAGGAGCGAACGAGAUCGCGCGCGCGUUCGCCUUUAUGCGCUAUUCCCACUCUGACGCACGCUCAGUUUUGCAGAAGCAUCUUUGGCGGCGGGUACGCGAGAUGAUCCACACUUAUGCUUCCCUGUUCUCGUAUCAUUCCGGCCCGAUAAAGCCCCUGCAUGACGUCUUAAGCCGGCCAGUUGGGAAGAGGGUCGAUCCAGGGGCUUUACGGCCCGACAGUGCGCAGGGCGUCACGAUCUCCUACGUAUGCAGUCGUACCUCGCCAAGAGGCAUCCGCGUGACGUCAACUUCUCUGAAACCGUGACGGAAACCCACCAAGGCGGACGCAUUCCGGGAUGGCUGCGUUUCCUGAUCUUUCGUCGAGCAAACAUCUACUCGCGAUUGCACUGCCAACUGUAAGUGCAGCGCCGCCGCUGCAAACAACGUGCGGUGGAAUACGCUCGCGCAUUUAAGAUGAUACCCACCGAUCUCUCAACGUCUCACAGUUUCUCGCGACACCGCCGGUCUGUACUCGCGCUGCUGUGUCGAGAUGCACGGGUGCCUCUGGCUGCGCGCUGUCUUUCGCUGUCUUUCAGACAAGCUUUAAAGUAAAUCCUGUUUCGUCGGGAAGAAAUAAGCUGGCGGCAUUCGCAGGCCUAAAGCUGGUCUUACAGGAGCGUGGGUCGCGAUUUUCGGCACGCGCCUUUCCGGACCGUCUCAUUCCUUCAGGCUUGUCGCAACUUUACAUUGCGCGGACUCAAGGAUCAGUUGUGCCGACGUCUUUCGAAUUCGGAGAUGAAGUUCCUGUGCUUUUUUUUUUGUCGUGGUGCCAAGGCGGCUGAAAAUACGCUGCAGAAAUAAACACGUUUACUGUA
This is a messenger RNA of Dermacentor albipictus, 2483 nucleotides long. RefSeq lists its product as uncharacterized. Gene Ontology annotation, cellular component: extracellular matrix. The record is from RefSeq and is a predicted model, not a curated record. NCBI's taxonomy places the organism in Eukaryota, Metazoa, Arthropoda, Arachnida, Ixodida, Ixodidae.